Molecule: messenger RNA, 369 nt
Organism: Loa loa (African eye worm)
Lineage: Eukaryota; Metazoa; Nematoda; Chromadorea; Rhabditida; Onchocercidae
Exons: 2
Coding region: 145-369 (74 amino acids)
Biological process (GO): monoatomic ion transport
Cellular component (GO): membrane
Source: RefSeq, a predicted model, not a curated record
GUUAUUUUGCAUGGGAUUGAAGAUGACAAGAGUUUCAUUUACCAACAUCAUUGUUUAAACGAUUUCGAAAAAUGCUUAAAUUAUAAGAGAGACAUUGUUGCGACAUUAUUACAACAGAUCCGAUUUAUUGCCAACCACUUCCGGAUGGAUGAGGAGGAAGCUCAGAUAUCGGACGAAUGGAUCUUCGUAGCAAUGGUACUUGACCGAUUAUUCCUAAUAAUAUUUUCUAUUCUAAAUGUCGGCACUUUCUUGAUACUGUUAGAAGCGCCAUCACUUUACGAUACCAGAUGGCCGAUGAAUAUUACUUAUACCACAAAACCACUUGGACAAGGAAGUUUCAUUUUGCCGACCACUGAUUAUUUUAACUGA